AGAAGUAUGGUCUGGAGAUAACCAACAAUGGUCCCAUCACAACAGGAGCUCAAGCCACUGUUCACGCCAGUCUAAGUAUGAAGAAUGACAGUGUCGCAUCAAACUUGUAUCACUUCAACUGGAUUUAUGCUCCCCUGAUACUGAUAGAGAAAUCUGAGCAGCAGUUAAACUCUGUAAUUAAUGUGACUGGUGAAUUUCCUGGGACUUUUCCUGUGUCUGUCUGGGUUACUCACAGAAACUGCUGGUUAUGUCGGCCAGUUGCUAGAAAUGUCACAGUGCUUCAGAUCACAGAAUUUAUCACAGGGAAUCUUACCAUUGCCAAGAUAGAACACAGUGGAUUUAUCACACAUGGUUCUAGUUCUUCCACGGGUGCCGUGACCCGGGUUUCCUUCUGUCUUCAUGACCCAAGUCAUUACUUCAAGUCAGCAUCAUUUGUCUACAACUGGGAUUUUGGAGAUGGAGUUUAUCAGAUCACCAAGCAACCAUUUGUCUACUAUAACCACUCUACCAUGGGGAAUCGCACAGUGCAUCUUAAAGUCAUAGCUGAAUGGGAGCAAAUUGGAAGCAUCAUACAUGAAAGAGAAACCGUCCAGAAAACUGGUGACUUCACUACUGCUCUGGAGCUGUUAGAUGCUGUUCAAAGUGUUAAUAUAGUGGGCUCUAGAGAGACUCACGUAAUGGAAGACCUGAAUUUAUCUCUACAUAUCAAUGGCACCCCACCACUGGCGUUAUGCUGGCUUAUAAAGGCCGAGUGCAUCCCACUGGAAGGGGAAAAAUGCCAUCUAGUGGUGAUUAAUGGCUCCUGCUACAAUCUCAGCCAUACCUUCAGUGAUGCCGGACAGUACUGCCUCAGCGUCAGAGUGGAGAACGGCGUGACGAUGCUGCAGACAUACCAUGAAAUCAAAGUGUGGCCAACAGGGAUCCACCGAGCUUUCUUUGUCCUGCUCUGCAUUGUUCUGGUUUCAGUGGUGCUAGGGCUGGUGCUGUACACAACCUUCCGAAGUAACACACAACAGAAAGAUCUCGUAGAGGUAGCUGACUUCGACUUUUCUCCACUGUCUGAUAAAAGCUUGUCUUCUCAUUCGGAAUCAGGCUGUGGCCAAAUAUGUUGCAGAUCAUGUUUACCUCGGUCAUCACAAGAAGUUGCCAGGGAGAGCCAUGAACUCCUACAUUCUUUUUACAAGCCAGUCAAAACGUACACAGUGUGAAGAACACAACUGCACUUUGGUUACACUAACUACCAAGUUUAACUUCCUCACUUACAAUGAGUUAAAAGCCCAGUGCUGCAUGAGUGGCUUGGUUUUGCCAAUGCAAUGAGGUUAACCACUUUAAGCCCAGCACUUGA
Messenger RNA from Nestor notabilis (Kea), 1345 nucleotides. It is a transcript of the gene TMEM130, whose product is annotated as transmembrane protein 130. NCBI's taxonomy places the organism in Eukaryota, Metazoa, Chordata, Aves, Psittaciformes, Psittacidae. The transcript is spliced from 7 exons. The record is from RefSeq and is a predicted model, not a curated record. The annotation marks the transcript as partial.